Amoebophrya sp. A120 is the source of this 605-nucleotide messenger RNA. The record is from the annotation of a GenBank genome assembly. Lineage: Eukaryota; Dinophyceae; Syndiniales; Amoebophryaceae.
GACUGCCUAAUGUUCGUAAAAAUCGCGCAGGAAUGGGUAAGUUUCCGCCCCACGGCGUCAGCGUUUGGUCCAAGGACCUGUGCUACCACGGUUUCGGGCAGCAGUUCGUCGAGGCAAUCUCCGUGCGGUUUUUCGCCCGCGCGUUGGUCUCCUUCGUGUUUUUCAAUUUGGAGGACAGCAUCACGGAAAUCACGGAGCAACUGGUAACAAACGUGCAAUUUGUGGAUCCGGAGACCAGUAGUGGUGAUGGCACGGAGCUGGAUGAAGACGAAGAUGUUGGUCAUCUUCUAGAUAGUGCACGCUCUGCCUCUGCCGAUGAGGGGAUAACUUCUGGCAAGGAGGAUCACGGUCGCAUUCCAGAGUCUGGAGGAAGAACAUCAAAUAAAUCCAAACCUUCCUUGGUCGCCUAUGUCAAAGUUGACAAGGCACUGCAACCGGGGGACUGUAUUGGGUGGCACUUCCAUCCUCUUCCGGCGGGCCUGUUCGACGAGAAGAACAGAGAUUCUGCUGGUGGCGGUGGUGCGGAGGUUAUCGAACCAGCAGGGGACGAAUCGGGACGGGUACAGGGUGACACAGCCUCGGCCGCUGCAUGGAGCAGUUCGACU